ACUGCAGAGGAGUUAAUGGCAAUUAAGAGUGACAUUGUGCUGUAUGAAGAGGUUCUCAAAGAGUACAAGCAAUGUGAAAAAAUUCUUACCGGCCUAUCCCCGGCUCAGUGGAAAGAUGAUCAAAUACAAAAGAAAAUAAACCAAAAAGCAUGCAGAAAGAAACUGCAGGUUGUCCUCCCACAGGCUAUGAGGAGAUUAUCAAUCAAACCAACAAGAGGAGGCACUUUACCGGACCUGAGUUCGGCUCUUCCACGUAAAUCCAUUAUAGCAAUGAGAAAGUUAUCGGCAAUCAGACAUUUCAGGAGGUCCAGUGCCUUUUUGGACAAGGGACAGACAGACGAUUCAGAAAGUGAAGAGGAAUUGGAGUUGUACUUCACUGCUCCAAAACAGCUGCUUGACGCUUUCGUAGAUCUAGAAGACCAGAAUAUAAGUUUGACCAAGUAUGCUCAAGAACUGGAUGAAGACCUAAAAGCUUUGCGAAGGAAAAACCAACGUAAACAGAAAGCAGAAGAGCGGAAAAUAAGCAUUUUAAAAGAACAAGUGGAAUCGCUUACGGAAGCUUGUAUCAAAAAAGAAAAGAAAGUUAAAAAGCUAAAAGCAGGAAUGUUUUCCCUUGACGGGUCAAAACCAGACACACAGGCUGCAAUGCUCCAAACAAUAAAGGAAAAGAUUGCGGAGGUGUACAAAGCGUGCAUCGGGGAGAUUCAGGGACCUUUCGACGCCAUGAAUAUGCUAGCAGGAAUCGAGCACUGUUUCGAAGAAAUACUUGAAAAAUUAGAACUCAUGCCACCAGACAUUCUAGAAGUUGCUGAAAAGAGAAAACUGAGAGAACAGAAAAAGAGAGCACAUGUGGAGAAGCUUAAAAAGGAAGAGCUCUACCAUGAACAGCGCCGACUCUCCACCCUGCAGAGAGCCUUGGCAGACACCAAAAGAAAGGAGGGGAGGAAAUUGAUGAUUCGGUCAGAUCCGCCAUCCAUAAAACAGAAGACAAUUUAUAACGAAGAAAUGAUCCGAAGGAUGCAAGAGGAAGAGAAGUAUUUCUUCACUUAAAUACUGGCCAUUUGGCAUAGUUUGCCACAUUCUACAUUUGAAAAUAAAUGA
Molecule: messenger RNA, 1101 nt
Organism: Pelobates fuscus (common spadefoot toad)
Lineage: Eukaryota; Metazoa; Chordata; Amphibia; Anura; Pelobatidae
Gene: CCDC38
Product: coiled-coil domain containing 38
Exons: 9
Coding region: 16-1050 (344 amino acids)
Source: RefSeq, a predicted model, not a curated record